Phoenix dactylifera (date palm) is the source of this 1171-nucleotide messenger RNA. Lineage: Eukaryota; Viridiplantae; Streptophyta; Magnoliopsida; Arecales; Arecaceae. The record is from RefSeq and is a predicted model, not a curated record.
CGCCAAGACGGCGCUUGCAACGUUUUCGCAGCAAAUCAAUAUCUCAUAGCAUUGUUUUGUGGGGGGUCGGGGGACCCCUCGAACUUCAUCGCAACGCUUCAGCUCUUUACAAGAGAAACUCCUUCUCCGUCUUCCUUCCAUCCGCUUCGUCUAGGGUUUCCACUAAUCGGUGGUCUUUUCUACAAUCAAAGGAUCGCAAUCAGUGAAGGAUCUAAUAGGGGUGUACUAUUUUGAAUCGAUUGGUAGAAAAACGAGCAAAAAACACUUCAUUUGCACAAGAGGGUAAAAGAAGAGAUCGAAGUAACCAUGCAUAUGGUGAAAACCCAUGAUAGGGAGACUCAUGGAAUGAGCAAUGACAUCGAUGAGAACACACCAAUCGACAAAGUUAAAGGCCCAAAUGUGUUUGAACGGGCUAAGGAGGAGAUCGAGGCCAUUGUGGAGGCUAUCCAUUCGAAGAGAGAACCUCAUCAUGAUCCACCCACAAAGAAAGAGGAAAGUGUAGUGGAAGCACCUAAUUUAGCUGAUAAGGCAAACAAAGAGGCCAAAACAUUGAACAGGGUUAAAACCCAUGACAAGGAGACUCAUGGUACGAGCAAUGACAUUGACGAGAAUACACCUAUUGAAAAAGUUAAAGGACCUGGUGUAUUUGAACGAGCUAAAGAAGAGAUCGAGGCCCUCGUAGGAACAAUUCAUCCAAAGAAAGAACACAAUCAUGAGAGGCUGGAUUGUUGAUCAAGAAAAGAAGGAAAAAGAUUGUUGCCGCGAUGCUGGGGAACUCAGAGGUGAUUAAGCCUUACCUUAUCUGUUUUGCCUCUGUAUGGACUGUUGGCUAUUUGGUUUUUGCUAAUUAAACUUUUCACCCUUCGUUGCAAGGGAGCAUUAUGGAAGGAUCAGGGGAAAGAAAACAAGAGUUUCACAACCGAGGCAAAGUGGGGACCCUAGGGCUUGGACUUUGUUAAAAACAUGUGAAAAAAUUAUGAGAAAAUUUUCCAUCUUUUAAUUCAGAACCUGUGGUGGUUACAAAAAGGAUAUAGUUGGCAGUUACUACUGUACUGUUGUAUCUAUUUAAUACUCUUCGUUUAAGUUCCAAAUAUUAUGUUUUAAGCUAGGAUUUAGACAUUUCAGAUACCAGGAACCUUUCAGUAGCAACAAUCUUCAUGCAUGCCAGUUC